This is a messenger RNA of Hyaloscypha bicolor E, 312 nucleotides long. RefSeq lists its product as uncharacterized. NCBI's taxonomy places the organism in Eukaryota, Fungi, Ascomycota, Leotiomycetes, Helotiales, Hyaloscyphaceae. The transcript has a single exon. The record is from RefSeq and is a predicted model, not a curated record. The coding region runs from base 117 to 275 and encodes 52 amino acids.
CGAUGGUGUCAAUUGAGGAUCUCCUGAAAAUCUGGCCUUAUGGUCGAUUCCUCAAAGAUUGGCAUUAAAGAGGUAGGCAGUCGUGAAGUAAUCUUACAUGUACUUUCUAAGAGUGAAUGAGGCGGUGGGAUGGAAUAAUCACCCAGGACGUUCUCAUUUGCUCGCUGUCCUUGAUAGCCAUGGGGUUCAUAGCGGGGCUGUCUUCAAGAGUGUUGGUGGGGAGUCCCAAGUCGGGACAUGUUAAUCAAAUCCUUGUGUUGUUGUGCCAAUUAUGAUUUAAUAUCUUUAUACCCCCGAAUGUUGGCGUUAGAG